Molecule: messenger RNA, 900 nt
Organism: Rubroshorea leprosula
Lineage: Eukaryota; Viridiplantae; Streptophyta; Magnoliopsida; Malvales; Dipterocarpaceae
Source: the annotation of a GenBank genome assembly
CUCCCUUGAAGAAAAACUGGUAAAGCUUGGUGAUUUCUCCUUUAUUUUCUUGCUCAAUAACAAGCUUUAGGAUUUAGAACUCUCUCUCUCAACCCAGAAGUUCUAGAUCUGCUCUGCUCUGUCUUCACCGCAUGUUGCUCUUGGAGUGGGUGCAAAUUUCUCUGAUUUUUGGAUUUCCCGAAUUUCCCCGUGCACUUCCUGCUGGCUCUUCCCCAAACUGCAGCUUUGGUUUUGCUCGAAAAUUGUGGUUCUUGAGUGUUCUGUUACUCGAGUACUUGGCUUGAGUUUCGGAUUUGAGCAUGCCUUCUUGGAAUUUACUUAACUGCCCUGAUGAUUUGGAAAUUUUUUGUGAAUUAUGAUUUUCCUAUUAACUUCUGCCUGUUUUGUCUCCGAUAUGGUCAUAUUAUUUGUGUGCCCGCUGGUGGGAGGUUUAUAAAUGCUAGCACAUGUCAACAUGUUAUUGAUAGAACUGGUUCGUUUCUGUUAUCCUGCUAAUGGGAUUAUAUACUAGUAAAUCGUGUGCCUGUCAAUGGGAGACUUGUUACUUGAAUAGAAUUUUUGUAUGCUCUUUUGCCACAAUUGUAAAAUUUGGGGAGUUGCAGAGAUCUUUUGUUAUUGAUCCUGUUGGUCUCUAUGACACAACUGGUUGAGAAAUUUGUUCUGUUUGUCACAUGAGCAGUGGAAGAUAGGCAACCCUCUACUAUGUAAAAGAUUCAAGGCUACUUUAGCAAUGUUGUGUGUUUUCUAGAUGAGUUUUAGGAGUUAGAUAACUUGGUAAUUUUGCUGCUCAUUAUCUUUCUGAAAGUCUUAUAGUGAAGUUUCACUUUUUCCAUUUGGAGCUUCAUGGUCUUUUCAUGUGGCUCAUUUUUCUAUAUUGGUUAAUCAAAAACAGUGAUCAAU